Molecule: messenger RNA, 613 nt
Organism: Daucus carota subsp. sativus
Lineage: Eukaryota; Viridiplantae; Streptophyta; Magnoliopsida; Apiales; Apiaceae
Exons: 7
Coding region: 166-474 (102 amino acids)
Source: RefSeq, a predicted model, not a curated record
GUAUUCCAUGUGCAUAAUUCUUAUAUAAAUAAUUCCUUUUACUGGAUCAUCCAUUCAUCUCAUCUUUCUAUCCGUUCUCAUUUGCUUUUCUCUAUAUAUUUUCACUUAAGAGUAUAAUCUCUUUGCUUGCUGGCCUCACUUCCUCCAUUUCAGAGGAAGAAGGAGAUGGCCACUGCUUGCAACAGGAACGGAGACAACAACAGCAUUGCUGCUCAGGACCACGAGUCGAGCUCAGUGAAUAAAUAUGGAGGAAUAGUGCCAAAGAGGAAGCCUCUGAUCUCGAAGGAUCAUGAACGGGCCUUCUUUGAUUCUGCAGAUUGGGCUCUAUGCAAGCAAGGUGCAGGAGAGACCCCAAAAACAACAGGAGCAAUAGAAACUUUACAGCCAAAAAUGCAGAGAACUCCGCACCAACAACUCCCACCUAGGAGACCAGCGUUUACAUCUGGAACCGGAAGAGAAAAUCUUGCCGAGUAAAGACCCAUGCUCAGGGUUUCACUGGUCUCUUCUCAGUUUCUUAUACGUUUCAUUGAACAUUUUGAUCCACUGUCCUCAAUAUGUAUAUGACACAACAUUUAGUGCAGCAAUAUCAAUCUGCAGCACAUUCAUGUUUGUA